Molecule: messenger RNA, 447 nt
Organism: Cylicocyclus nassatus
Lineage: Eukaryota; Metazoa; Nematoda; Chromadorea; Rhabditida; Strongylidae
Source: the annotation of a GenBank genome assembly
AUGUCUUCUAUAGAUGUGGCUGGUGCCGUCCGCAAUAUUCUUGGAGACAGCAAUCUUAACUCUGAACUAUCUACCGCUUUGGUUUCAUUAGCUUCUGCUUUGGAUCAGCUAAAGAAACAACAAAUUCAAAUGAAGGAUCAGCAGGACGCUUCCACUAAAGAACUGGAAUUAGUCCGUCGUAUGUCGAGGACUAAUUGGUUGCUUGUGAUCAAUUUGCCGCUGCCUUUCGGCCUAUCAAAAGGCCAGGCUUUGCAACGUCUGUUCGACAAUUUGAAUUACUCCAAACCGCUUUUUGACUCAGAACGUGAUCUUCUAGCUGCAGAAAUUCUUUAUGUGAACAAAAACGGAGCAACUUGUAAUAUGGCUAUCACAUCAUGGGCUAUACGAGAUCCAGAAAGGAAUGUUGGACAAUUUUCAAGUACACAUGAAUAUCUAAGGAGUUGCUGA